AUGAACCAAACCAUGAAACCAUGAUCACGCGCUGAACAUAGUAAAACACACUCAUUUAUUUUCUCUGUUUAUGCUUCCACGCUGUUUUUAAUUCUUAUCUUUCCCAUUGCAAUCUCCACACUCUUUUUUAUCUUCCUGUCAAAACCAUUAACAAUUAAUACCUCAUUCUCUCCCUUUUGAGGUUUGACUUUCUAGGAUCUAUCGUUGCGUCAGCUACAGAUGGCAAAUAGGUUAGAGGAAUUAACAAGCAGGUCACCUUCAAGCCCCUCCUACUCAAGCAACAAUAAUAAGAACGAUGCUGGCAAUUUUGAGUGCAACAUUUGCUUUGACUUAGCACAAGACCCUAUAAUUACUUUAUGCGGUCAUCUUUUCUGCUGGCCUUGUCUUUACAAAUGGCUUCACUUUCACUCACAGUCACAAGAAUGCCCGGUGUGCAAGGCACUCAUUGAGGAGGCCAAGUUGGUUCCCUUGUAUGGUAGAGGAAAAACAUCAACUGACCCGAGAUCAAAGUCUAUUCCUGGUGUUAAAAUCCCACAUCGUCCUGCGGGUCAGAGACCUGAAACUGCUCCUCCUCCAGAACCAAAUCCUUUUUCUCAACCUGGGUUUGGAUUCACAGGUGGAUUGGGAGGGUUUGCUCCUGCAGCCACGACAAGAUUUGGGAACUUUACAUUGUCAGCAGCAAUUGGUGGUUUUAUACCAUCUUUAUUUAACUUUCAGUUGCAUGGGUUUCAUGAUGGAACCAUGUAUGGUGGAGCUGCUGGGUUUCCUUAUGGGUUUUCAUAUCAUAAUGGUCAUUUUCAUAGAUAUCCUCUACAAGCAGGUCAAGGGCAGCAAGAUUAUUAUCUAAAGAGGCUGCUGGUGUUUGUUAUUUUCUGUGUCGUUCUUGCUUUUAUUUGGCAAUAGUUUGGAUGCAGGUUUGUAUGCAUUGAAGAUGUGUACGCUCAGAUUGUUUUUGUGGGGCACUUUGCUAUUUUAUUACUGGCAAUGGAUUUGUGCUUUGAUUAUGAGACUAGAAAUUCAAGGACCUUGUAAACUGGUGGCAUUUUCUUUUCUUGCAAGCUAGGUUCUUUUUGUAUGACUUAUGUUUAAGUUUGAUGCCAGUAGAUCCCAUCUUGUUCAUAGUCUUGGUAUUAACCAUUGAUGUGCAAAGAUUCUAGCCUGUUUUAGUGUGUUCAAUUUUCCGUUUAAUAUCUCUAAACCAUGGUUUGAACAAAAGCUACAAGAAACAAGCUUUUGCCCACCCGAAACUGUGGUUUGCGAGUUUCCAAGCACA
Messenger RNA from Abrus precatorius (Indian licorice), 1273 nucleotides. Its product is annotated as E3 ubiquitin-protein ligase RNF185-like. The record is from RefSeq and is a predicted model, not a curated record. Bases 220 to 903 code for a protein of 227 amino acids. Gene Ontology annotation, biological process: ubiquitin-dependent protein catabolic process. Lineage: Eukaryota; Viridiplantae; Streptophyta; Magnoliopsida; Fabales; Fabaceae. Gene Ontology annotation, cellular component: endoplasmic reticulum. Gene Ontology annotation, molecular function: ubiquitin protein ligase activity; ubiquitin-like protein conjugating enzyme binding; metal ion binding. The transcript has 3 exons.